Musa acuminata AAA Group (dessert banana) is the source of this 814-nucleotide messenger RNA. Its product is annotated as cytokinin riboside 5'-monophosphate phosphoribohydrolase LOG8-like. Gene Ontology annotation, molecular function: hydrolase activity, hydrolyzing N-glycosyl compounds. Lineage: Eukaryota; Viridiplantae; Streptophyta; Magnoliopsida; Zingiberales; Musaceae. Gene Ontology annotation, cellular component: cytosol. Bases 28 to 681 code for a protein of 217 amino acids. The record is from RefSeq and is a predicted model, not a curated record. The transcript has 7 exons. Gene Ontology annotation, biological process: cytokinin biosynthetic process.
GUCGCGCCGUGAGAUUGGAGAGCAGAGAUGGGCGACGAGACCCGGAGCAAGUUCAAGCGGAUUUGCGUCUUCUGCGGCAGCAACUCUGGCAACCGAACAGUCUUCAGCGAUGCAGCUCUUGAUCUGGGUCGCGAACUGGUGAGGAGAAGGAUCGAUUUAGUUUAUGGUGGUGGGAGUGUGGGAUUGAUGGGUCUGAUUUCACGGGCAGUUUAUGAUGGAGGUUGCCAUGUUCUUGGGGUUAUUCCUCAAGCUCUCAUGCCCCUUGAGAUAUCUGGAGAGACUGUGGGGCAAGUAAAAAUUGUUUCAGACAUGCAUGAGCGAAAAGCUUUAAUGGCUCAACAAGCUGAUGCAUUUAUCGCACUUCCCGACAUUGUAGGAGGGUAUGGAACAAUGGAGGAGGUGAUGGAGAUGACAACAUGGUCACAACUUGGAAUUCAUGAUAAACCAGUUGGCCUAUUAAAUGUUGAUGGCUAUUACAACUCCUUGCUUGAACUAUUUGAUAAUGGCGUGCAAGAAGGCUUUAUAAAGCCAGCUUGUAGACAUAUAGUGCUUUCUGCUUCAACUGCAGAUGAAUUGCUUACAAAAAUGGAGCUAUAUACUCCUUUGCACAAAGAAGUUGCUCCGCGACAGAACUGGGAGAUUUCCCAUCUAGGUUACUCCAAGGCUCCAAGCUCACCCUGAAGAACUGAUUCAUGUGAUUCUUUGCUUGACAGUUUGUGCCUGAGAAGCCUCUGGCUGUAAGAGCUGUUCACUGAAGAACUGCUCUCACUUUGACUUUCCAAUAAAAGUAUUGGUGCUCAUAAUUGUGAAUCUA